AAAUGCGCGUCAAAAAUAUUGACAUAAGAUAUCGUCUUUUAAUGCUUCAUCGACCACACAAAGAAGCAGUUGACAUAUUGCCUCGUUUAGUCAGUCGCGAGACAGACCCGAGUCUCUUGAACUGUGGCAACCAAUCAACUAGAAAGGCAUGUAGGUCAAGACGUUUUCUCUACUGCCUACUGGCUAGCAAAUCAUGGAUCAAGGAAUCCAUUAAUAGACGUCUUGAUAAACACUGCUUUGUAUCGUUAGAAAAGCCAGCCAUGAAUUGUUAGCUUAGUGUAAAAAUUAGAACAGAGAUCGUAAGAAACUCGGAGUGUGGCUGUAGAACGUUCAUGCGUCGCAUGCAGAACCUAUAAGAGCCUCGACUGAGAGACUCAGUUUCGGGAUUUUUUUACAAUAGUAUUAAUAACUUGUACUGGCUGGUACACACUGAGACAUGUCAACACUGAGUCGACCAACACUGAAUAAGAAGCGACUAAGCUGGAUAGAUAUGACUACAUCAUCCAGCCACCAAAAGAUUCGAAUAACAAGAAGAAUCGUUCAACUACAGCAAGAUAAAUUUGCCUCUACGCUUCUCGAUGAAGGAAAGCAGCUCUGUUGUGAGUACGUAGAUGCUAAGCUUCAACGUGAGGGCCUUAAGCGAUCUUCAGGCAGCUACUGGACGUCAGGUUCUGCUCAAAGUUUCGGAGAAAAUUGGCCAACAAUUUCUGCACGUGUUCAAGAAGUUGGCUGGAUGUUAGAAGAGUGUUAUCCAAGGCUUUACACAGAUAUUUCACAGCACGUCAAUGUGCCUUUUACUAGUGAAGAAGUUGUCCAUGAUUUGUUUCGACAUGUGUGUGCGGAGAUAUUAUCUGACGGUGUUAAUUGGGCUCGUAUCGUAGCCGUCUUCCAGUUUGCAGGGGCUCUUGCUGCAGAGUGUUACAAGGAUAGUAGAAGUGUUUAUGUUAAUGAUAUUUCUAGUUGGAUGUACGAAUUAACAGCGAUGUAUCUAAUAGAUUGGAUCAAACGACGAGGUGGCUGGGUUGACAUUCUGCGCGCAUUUCCUCGUUCCAGCAUAGCAGAUUACAUCAUCACCUCGCGUGGAAGAUGGCGRGUUGUAGACUACCUAACGAACUGGCUGUUCUACGUCGUUACGAGAUUAAGAGAAUCAUCGCGCGCUUGUGUGCGCACGAUAGGUCUUAGUAGCGAAUAGAACUGCCUUUGCAAUAGUCACAUCAUGACUACAGUGAAUCUUGGGAUACCUUGGGGAAAGACCUUGGUUUAUUGGGUGGAAAAUCUCAUGGUACGAUUUGCGCAUGAUGGUGAAAACUCGGGCCAUUAUGGUAGAAAAUUUUAAAACUUUUGCAUCUAAUAGCGAUAUCAUUUUUUAGAGGAUUCAAAAGGGAAAUCAGAUACUAUAUUUUUUGUAAAAUUACAACGCACAGCACAGCACGGCAUUGACGACAUUCGUGCCGUAUAUGUUUUUACAUAUAGAUUUUUCAGAAUCAAAAUUUGAUAGUGAUUGGGAAUAAGGUAGAAGUUCAAAGUUGAUCGCAUGAUCUCAGAUCAUACUUCCGUCUUAUUAAAGAUUUAAUUUCAGGGCCGUUCUUUUACGACACUGCAUUAUUCCUCGGUCAGAGGUUACUCCCAGUUGAACAGAGCAGAUUUUGCGGUUCACGAAAGACAGUAUCAGCUUCCCUUUGUAGCCAGUUAACCACAAAAAACUUGUACAAUGCUGUCAGCAAAAACAAAAAAUACUGCGAUUAAGGCUCCACACUGAGAGCGAGUGGUUCUAGGAUAAGAGAGGUUCGCAUGUCUUUUUUCCGUUUUGUUUUUUGCUUGUUAUUUUUGGCUUUGGACACAUUUUUAGUUUUUGAAUUUUUAAGAUUUUAAAGAGUUUACAAACAAAAUAAUAUUUUAAAAUAAAACAUCAUUAACGCUAAGAAAAACGUGAUUUUCUUUUACUUUAUAACAUUUAAACUCUGAUAAGAAGGGUUGUGCCCCUACCACRUAUAACCAGUAGUUCCCUGUCCUUAUGUCCUUGAGGAAGGCAAGGGCAGAUCCAGGGGGGGCAAAAGGGGACUGAAGCCCCCCUCAGCAAAA
Molecule: messenger RNA, 2082 nt
Organism: Actinia tenebrosa (Australian red waratah sea anemone)
Lineage: Eukaryota; Metazoa; Cnidaria; Anthozoa; Actiniaria; Actiniidae
Product: bcl-2-related ovarian killer protein
Biological process (GO): release of cytochrome c from mitochondria; regulation of apoptotic process; intrinsic apoptotic signaling pathway in response to DNA damage
Cellular component (GO): mitochondrial outer membrane
Molecular function (GO): BH domain binding
Source: RefSeq, a predicted model, not a curated record